Messenger RNA from Didymosphaeria variabile, 273 nucleotides. RefSeq lists its product as uncharacterized. Lineage: Eukaryota; Fungi; Ascomycota; Dothideomycetes; Pleosporales; Didymosphaeriaceae. The transcript is spliced from 2 exons. Bases 1 to 273 code for a protein of 90 amino acids. The record is from RefSeq and is a predicted model, not a curated record.
AUGAGGUAUCUCACUCAGCCCCCCGCGAAACAAAUCUUCCGCGGUCUCUGCUUCUACAUCAACGGCUCGACCAUGCCCUUGAUCUCAGACCACAAGCUAAAAUACGUGCUGCACGCCCACGGCGCCUCUCAAUCCAUCGCUUUAGGUCGUCGCACCGUCACGCACGUCAUACUCGGCACGACCUGCGGCGGCGGUCUCGCAGGUAGUAAGAUACAAAAAGAGAUUGCGAAGACGAGAGGGAACGCGGUGAAGUAUGUUAGCGUUGAGUGGUGA